AGUGGACUCAGCUGUCCCUGUUUCUAAAGAGAAGAAUCACCACCUUAUGGCUGGGGUUUUGCGUCCAGUAUUUCAGAGGCCUCCAGGCAGACUGCAGACUGUGAAAAAAGGUGUAGACUCUCUGACUGGCACCGACUGGAUUCGUCACAAAUUUACCAAAUCAAGAAUCCCAGAUAAAGUGUUUCAGCCUAGCCCUGAAGAUCAUGAAAAAUAUGGAGGGGACCCCAAGAACCCUCAUAAGCUGCAAAUUGUUACUAGAAUAAAAAGUACAAAACGGCGUCCAUACUGGGAAAAAGAUAUGACCAAGAUGCUUGGACUACAGAAGGCACACACCCCUCGAAUUCACAAGAACAUCCCUUCCGUGAAUGCAAAGUUGAAAGCGGUUAAACACUUGAUACGCAUCCAGCCCCUGAAGCUGCCACAAGGACUUCCCACUGAAGAGACCAUGUCGAGCACGUGCCUCAAGAGCACUGGCGAGUUGGUGGUGCAGGGCACCUGAAGCCCGUGGAGCAGGAAGCCAAGUCCUGAUGCCACACAGCUCGAGAUAGAAUGGUUACU
Messenger RNA from Acomys russatus (golden spiny mouse), 558 nucleotides. RefSeq names its product 39S ribosomal protein L30, mitochondrial-like. The transcript has a single exon. The coding region runs from base 47 to 499 and encodes 150 amino acids. Lineage: Eukaryota; Metazoa; Chordata; Mammalia; Rodentia; Muridae. Gene Ontology annotation, biological process: translation. Gene Ontology annotation, cellular component: mitochondrion; large ribosomal subunit. The record is from RefSeq and is a predicted model, not a curated record. Gene Ontology annotation, molecular function: structural constituent of ribosome.